AUGCUUGAGCUCGACUCCGGUUCUGAUACUCACAUUUCGACACCAGUGUUUGUGGUUGGCUUAGUCAAAACGGGCACAGCCUGCGUGAAACUGGCUCUGGAACAGAUUCGGAGUAGUGAUCAAUGUUUGCACUUGGAUAACUUUAUCACAUCCACUUAUGCCGAUGUGGACGCAUGGAUUCAAGUAGUUCAGGAGUCAGACAAGAUCAUACGACAGGAACAGCUUCGAACCCUGUUAACGAGGUACAACAUGGCUGCCGGUGUGCCGAUUACCUCAUUAGUCGAAGAUUUGCUGGAAAUGUAUCCUACAGCAAAAUUCAUUCUGACCGUGCGCUCUGCAGAGACAUGGCUCGCCACGUGCCGAUCAACCGUACUUCCCAAACAUUCGAAUGGAAUUCGUCAAACACUGCUGAACACACUGGGGGAUCGAAUUGGUUUGGGGAAAUUGGAAAAGCUGUAUCAGCUGAUUUUACGUCGAAAUUUGGGUCAGACCACGGACUUCAAUGAUGACAAUCAGCUGUUACAAGCCUACGUGCGAUGGAACGAGAAUAUCGAACAACUGAUACCGAAACAUCGACUAUUGGUAUUUCAUGUGAAACAGGGUUGGAAACCGUUGUGUCAAUUUCUUCAAGUUCCCGUGCCAAUCGCAUCACCGUUCCCAGAAUUCCGUCAACAGAAAUGGUUACUAAAAUGGAACAAAACGCUCACGUCCAACAUGAAACAUUUGAUCGUGUGUUGUACCGCCUAUGCCUUGUUCGGUAUCGUCGCUCUGAGCUGGAUUCGAUGA
Messenger RNA from Echinostoma caproni, 786 nucleotides. NCBI's taxonomy places the organism in Eukaryota, Metazoa, Platyhelminthes, Trematoda, Plagiorchiida, Echinostomatidae. The record is from the annotation of a GenBank genome assembly.